GCGUGUUAACGCUACUUCUGCUCCAACAAGCUCAUUACCUCGACGCCAUCUCGGGAUAAAGGAUUAUCUCUCGACUUAUUUAGCAUCAGAAGUAAUUAAAACUAAUUAGACAACAAAAUAACGCUAUAGUCGUUAAGUAAUUACUUCUGCGUGAGAGUCGUUUGGAUAAUAAAGUGUAAUAUCCACUCGCGAAGAAGAAGCUUAGCUUGCUGUUAGCUUGCGACGUCGUUAGCUAACGUUAGGUUAAGCCAACUUAGCUGCAGGGGAAUUUCACAGCUUGUUUAUGUUUUCGCCAACUCAGAGAAAUGUUAGACGGCUCUCCGGCUCACAGCGAUGAGGCCAACAUCGGCAACGUCGAAAACAACAACCCGAAAUCUUUGAUUUCCAGCAGCGAUGGGUUGAACACGGGCAACAAAACGAGGCAGGCGCUGCUGAAGAAAGGAGGCAGGAAGCUGCGGUCAGCAGCGCCGAUGCAUCACCAGAAACCCCCGAGAAACUGCCCCAACAUCCGCCUUUCAGACCUCAACAACAACAACAGCAGCACUCUGACGGCUCCGUCGGCAAACAGAGCUGCAGCUCAGCCCGGCACCGACACACAGACCGCCCUGACCCUCCAUCAGCUCAAACAGGGAGCCAAGAAAGAGCUGCUGAAAUCCAGAGGUGGCAGAUUGGAACGAGGGGCCAUGCAGCCGGGGGGCCAACCUCCCCGCAACCUGCCCAGACACGAUCAGAUCACCCAGAACGUGGUGACACGGAGCCACAAGCCCAAACAGGGCCAGACCCCCGGCGCUUCUCACCCCUCAAAGAAAGAUAACAGCAGCCCCAAUAAGCCCUUUUCGCUCCACCAGCCUCCGCUCCGGGAGCAGAAAAAACCCCUCCACGCCUCCAACAAUGUGAAGAUCGUGAACACACCGCCUGCUGAAGCCGCGUCUGAAUACCUCAAAGAUGGCGAGAAGAUCUACGCUGGAGCGAAGUUCAGUGAGCCGCCCUCACCGAGUGUCUUACCCAAACCGCCCAGCCACUGGGUCGGAGAAAACGAGCCUCAACAGAGCAACCAAAGCCGAGAGCAAAUGAGCGUUCACUUAAAGUCGCUGCUGAAGGUUCAGGAUAAAUCAUGAUCGCAGGUUUGUGAUUGGAACAAUUGGAAACUUUGUGAGUUAAAUUGAGUUUGGCCUUUAACACACUGCAAUACGAUAUAGGGAGUUUUUAUUAACUGUAGUACAAUUUCCCAUAAUUCAACAUGCUGCCUGCAUUUGUGAACAUUUUUAGAGACUCUGUGUUGUUGCUGGAUCUGACCGACCUGCUGUGCACGUCACCUCUCGCUGUCACCUUUUGUGAUUAAUGUUGUUGAGACGUUAUUUUCAGGACGUAAACGUAAGUAUGAAAAGGAUGAGGUCGUCUCCAGCAGCAACACAGAUCUGUGUCUCGUGUUUACAUUAUGUAAAGAGAUGAUGACACUUUCUUUGGACAUUUUUGAUAAGGCAGCCUUGUGUCGAUUUUGACUUUUUAAAGAGCUUCUGUAAAUGUACAUAAUGUAAACAUAUAUUUGUGUAUAUUUUUCCUUAUUGUUUUAACUGAGAUUCUAGUUUUGUUACUGAGGUCACAAAAAAAAAGUCCCCUGCGAACUUGAGGCACUUUGUUCCAGCUCAGUUCAGCGUGAGGUGCAGUGGAUGAAAAAGAGACUCUUGCUGAUUUGCACUGAAAACUAAAAUCAGGAAGGGCGGGAAACCAAAUUUUCAUGUUCCAAAGCUUGACCAGCCACUUUGAUAAAUUCACUAGCCAGCUUAAAGCGCCGGAGAGGACUUCCAGAUUCUGGCUGGUUACCUUUCAAAAUGGCUCAGAUAGCGGACAAGUCAAAAGCGGAAUCCACCAGCUGGUGGCUGAAGUCCUUUCCCUUCCCUGAACACGGGUCCAUUCGGUGAAAAGACGGGGACUGUGAGGCUGCUGAAUCCUCAGCGAACUGAAGAGAGGACGACAAUGUGAAAAGCCUCACACCCAGCUGCUGCAGGAAGCCAGUAUCCAGCAUCCAGAGCGAGUGCUUCUUCUUUUUUUAACUCUAUUGCACUGACUUCGAGUACGUUCACAUUAAGCCGGUUAAAUUUACACUUUCACACUCCGUUUCAGCCGUUUGUCCACACUAAGCCGCCGUGUCUUAAGACAAAAAAACGAAGUGCGCUUUGUGUUGCAGAAAACUGGCCUGCACAGUCACGGGAUGCGUGGCAGGAAAAUUAAGGAGGUAAUUUUCUUCAAACUUUCUCUGUGAAGCGAUAACAUACAACACAGGCGAAGGCCAAAACAGCUUCCAUUACUCACCUGUUUUUAGGUAUAAGUAUUUUGGCGAAUACCAGAAAAAUUAUCUGCAACUAUUUUUUUUUAAAUUGUUUAAGCACAAAAACAAACAUUUGCUGAUCCCAUCUUCUAAAAUGUGAGGAUUUGCUGGUUUUUUUUCUGUUUUACCGUAAACAUUUAGUUUGUCAGACAAACUGGCGUUUUAUAGGAUGAUAUAAAACGGUCCAUUAAUCAAAAUAAUGAUUAGCUGUAGCCUUACUCAUGAUUGUAAAAUAAUGACUUGAACCAGAGCAGCUAGGGAUUGACUGCUGCUUAACAUGUUAUGUUAUCAAUCAUCAUUAUAAACUCUAUCCAUUAUAUGGCUGUAGAAACGGAUAAACAUAUAGAGUAAGUGAGGACAAAGUAAAUGGUGAGUUCUGCAGUAUUAAAAGACAGUAUAGGUGAACACAGAGAGCAGGAGGGGACAGAAAGAGGUUUAAAGAGCUGAGACUCAGCAAAGUGUUAGUCCCGCUCCUCAGCUGGUGUUUGUUGUGAUGAGAGUUUUAUUGUUUGCAGAAUGAAAAGAAGUUAAAGAUGAAGAGAUUAAGCUAUUUUCCUGUUCAGUGUGGAUGUUGAUCUUUACCAAAACAACAUAGAAGUAGUGAAGACGCACAUUGUUUUUACACUUAAACUGCGUUUUAAAAGUUGUAUGGCUUCAUGUGGACGUAGUCUUGCUUUGUAUGUUUAUUUUUUUUUUUAGAGGGGACCUGUUUUCACACAACUUUACUUUUUACUUUAAAGCAUGUUAAUGUAUACCAAGAGUAUGUGUUGAAAUUGGCACGGAUGAUCUUGUGAUUACAGUAUUUGCUUUUUGUUUUUAUUUUAAUGGUUUCUGUGGAUGCAGGCAGCUGCUGGAUCUUGUUUCUUGACCUCUGUGACGUCACGUAAAUGGAAAAUUGUAUUACUGUAGCAGAAACUGCCUGUUUUUUAUUGCAGUGUUUGGAAAUUAUUUCAUUCCAGUUUUGAGAAUAUGCUAAAAAGACACGCCUCCAUGCCGCAAUUUGGGAAAGAAUGUUCUUUUAUGAAGCCUUUCAUAUCUAAAUUAAAAAUUAUAUUAAAAUAUUGGUUACCCCUAUUA
This is a messenger RNA of Micropterus salmoides (largemouth bass), 3406 nucleotides long. It is a transcript of the gene pnrc1, whose product is annotated as proline-rich nuclear receptor coactivator 1. Bases 306 to 1118 code for a protein of 270 amino acids. NCBI's taxonomy places the organism in Eukaryota, Metazoa, Chordata, Actinopteri, Centrarchiformes, Centrarchidae. The transcript is spliced from 2 exons. Gene Ontology annotation, cellular component: nucleus; P-body. Gene Ontology annotation, biological process: nuclear-transcribed mRNA catabolic process, nonsense-mediated decay. The record is from RefSeq and is a predicted model, not a curated record.